CGGAGCUCUAUCAGAGUUCCCGGCGGCUGUUACUCAAAACCAGAGAUGGCUUAGAGAGGCUCGAGCGUUUCGAAUACACCUCUUCUUCCUCCGUGUUGUCAUUGGGCGCCGCCGUGAACGAUCCUUCGGAGAAAGCAGUUGAGGAUUUGAGAAAAGAUAUCAGCCAGAUCCAGUUACUUUGCUCCGAAAUGGAACGUCUCUGGCAUUCCAUACCUGCUAAAUCUCAACGUGAUCUCUGGAAAAGGAAAGUGGAACAAGUGGCUGAAGAGGCUGACUCUUUGAAAGAUAGUCUGGAUAAAUAUAAUCUACGGCAUCAGAGACGCAUGCAAGAAGUCCAGGAGAGAACAGAAUUACUUGGGAGAGCUAGCGGUGAUUCAUCUCAUGUUUUGAGGAUUUUUGAUGACGAAGCUCAAGCAAUGCAAUCUGCUCGUAGCUCAUCCAGAAUGCUUGAAGAAACCUUGGCAACAGGGACAGCUAUUCUUUCAAAAUAUACGAGCUCAACGGAAAGCAUUAGAUGUACUCAACACUGUGGGGCUAUCAAAUUCUGUAAUGAGACUUAUUGA
Molecule: messenger RNA, 563 nt
Organism: Solanum verrucosum
Lineage: Eukaryota; Viridiplantae; Streptophyta; Magnoliopsida; Solanales; Solanaceae
Product: membrin-11-like
Exons: 4
Coding region: 189-563 (124 amino acids)
Biological process (GO): vesicle fusion
Cellular component (GO): ER to Golgi transport vesicle membrane; endoplasmic reticulum membrane; late endosome membrane
Molecular function (GO): SNARE binding; SNAP receptor activity
Source: RefSeq, a predicted model, not a curated record